ACACACACACACACACACACACACACACACACACACUUUCUCUCUCUGUCCCUCUUACACACACGUUUCCACAGCCAGAGGAGGACUACCUAAGACUAGAGCAGAAGGAGGAGAGGAGAGAGCUUGGAGAUCACUGUCUCCUACAUCAUCCUCACUGUAGCGGACAUAGCGGCUUCAAUCACAUCCGCGUGUGCACGCGCGCGUGUGUGUGUGUGUGUGUGUGUGUGUGUGUGUGGGGAUAUCGCAUCCAGAGCGCUGCAUCAUCUCAUCGCAGUGCCGCUAAUGAAGAAAGGGACUCUGCAGUGACCGUGUGUGUGUGUGUGUGUGUGUGUGUGCAUAUGGAGGUCUGAUAGCUGCAGUGCUGCUGCUGCUGUGUGUGUAUGUGUGUGUAAGAGGAGUGUAAAGGCACAAUGCAUAGACAGGAGGACUUGAGAUAGAGAAGGAAUCAAGGUGUGUGUGGGUGGGUGUGUGUGGGUGUGUGUGUGUGUGUUAGGAGAGAGUGUAGGUGUGUGUGUGAGUGAGUGAGAGGUGGACUCGAGCACAUCAGCAUUCCUGCUGCAGAAGCUACACACUCACACACACACACACACGCACGCACGCGCGCGCGCUCACGAGCGCGGUGGCACCAGGGGCGGACGCGGGGACGCAGUGAGGGAGACGGUCCCGGGUCCCGGGUGAGAGGCGGUGACACCCCCUGCGAACGGCCGUCGGCACGGAGAAGCGCGGAAACAGGGGCGUGAGCGAGAAAGACAGGCGGAAAGCCAUCAUGGGCGAGUGGACGAUAUUGGAGAGGCUGCUGGAGGCUGCGGUGCAGCAGCACUCCACCAUGAUCGGGAGGAUCCUGCUGACUGUGGUGGUGAUCUUCCGCAUCCUGAUCGUGGGUAUAGUGGGCGAAAAGGUGUACGAGGAUGAGCAAAUCAUGUUCAUAUGCAACACGCUGCAGCCCGGCUGCAACCAGGCCUGCUAUGACAAGGCCUUCCCCAUUUCGCACAUACGCUAUUGGGUUUUCCAGAUCAUCCUGGUGUGCACCCCAAGCCUGUGCUUCAUCACCUACUCGGUGCACCAGUCGGCCAAGCAUAAGGACCGGCAGUACACCGUCAUGCACGGCCCCUACAUCGACCACGGCCACGGACCCAGCCGCAAACUGCGCAGCCUCAAUGGCAUCCUCGUCCACGACUCCAAGGAUGAAGAAAUUCCCGAGCUUAAGGAUAUUCCCAACAUCCCUUCGUGGCCUCAUCGGCCUUCAAAGAGCGCCAGGGCACGGCAGCAGGAGGGCAUCUCGCGCUUCUAUGUCAUCCAGGUGGUGUUCCGUAACGCGCUGGAGAUCGGCUUCCUGGCUGGCCAGUACUUUCUUUACGGAUUCAAUGUGCCGGCGAUGUUCGAGUGUGACCGCUACCCUUGUGUCAAGGAGGUGGAGUGCUACGUGUCACGGCCCACAGAGAAAACCGUCUUCCUGGUGUUUAUGUUUGCUGUAAGCGGCAUUUGCGUCGUGCUCAACUUGGCUGAGCUAAACCACCUGGGCUGGAGGAAGAUCAAAGCGGCCGUGCGAGGUGCUCAGCAGCGCAGGAAGUCUGUGUGCGAGCUUAGGAAGAAGGACACCUCACACCUGUCCUCGCUUCCCAACCUGGGGCGCACGCAAAGCAGCGAAUCGGCAUACGUCUGACGGAGAAUAGGGGAGGGGCUUAGGACGGCAUGGGCAUGGAUGACCAGACGGAAGCAGAAGGCACGUCCUACAAUUAUGACUUAAUUGAGCAUGAGACGACUCGGUAUCAUUCGCAAGGUCGGACAAUGGGGAGACAGGGAUGGGAGACGGCGGUACGUGAACCUGAGAGAAACAAACAUCAAAAAAGGAAUUCAAACCCUGAACGCAUGCAAGAACAAUGUUCUCACACUCACAUACCUGUCUCCCCAAGACCUGUGGAUGUCUUCCAAACAAGGCCAUGUCAAAAAAGCUAAAGACAUUUUUGAGAUGGUAGCUCAAGGCGGAGAGAGACAGCGAGGCACUCAGCAAUCAGAUCUUAAUCUUUUGAAUUUCCAAAAAAACGAACAAAGCAAAGUUGCAAAGUGUCGAAGCUUACCCUGUCUCUCUCUUUCUCUUGUAACAAGUGACAGCGUCUUUCAUGCGGGGAAAUUUGAAUUGUAAAAGAAAAGAAUGGUGAUGCAACGAUAACGAUGAUGGUGAUGAUUAUGAUAAACAAGCCCCUCCCCCUUUGACAGCAGCUGGGCAAUAGGAGGACCACCCCUUUAUUCAUCUACUAUAAACAUAACCGUAAAAUAAAACGCAUAACCAAACACUCGUUACUCCGUUCGCGUCUCUUAGAGCCCUCAAGCUGCUGCUUAGGAACAACUCUGUACAUAUUUUUUGGCAUUACGAUUUAUUGCAAUGAUUCUUUUCAUGAAUAUUCAAUGCACCUUUGUAUAACUUUUUUGGUCCUGUAUGUUCAAGUCAAGCAACGUUUCUGCUCUCACGUGAGAUCUUCUGAGAAGUCCACACAUGCGCGUUUUUUGCUUCCUGCUCCGUUGCGCAUGGCUAAAUCGGUAGCGAUAGAGGUAGCUCUCGGUAGCUGAUGUAGAUUCUAGGUGGUUUCUUCCACAAUCAGGUGAAAUGACAGGAAUGUGCAAAAUUCCUUGUUGUAAAUCAAUAUGAAGUACAAUGCAUAUAGUCUCUGUGCUUUGCCAAAGUGUCUGAUGUCUUGGAAACUGGGUGGAGCUAACCUUGCGGAGAACGCUUCGGUCACCGUGAUGUUGAUGUUGCUCAUCCUUACCACCAAACUAUGCAUUCAUGCUUGAAUAAUCUGUGCAGGUCUGAGAAAAUCAGCAAACGAAUGCUAGCUACCUAGCCGGAUAAUGUGCUGACAGUGCUAAUCAUGUGGGUUGGCACACGGAGGGUUUAAAUGGGUUUAAUCGCUUGACUGGUGUGGCGUUUUGCCGGAGUGAGGGGCUGUCAAUCAAUCAAGUGUAACAAUUAGAAUAUUAGGCCAUGCCCACUGAGUUUAGAUCAGUGAGUUUUGCAGCUGUGAGUUGAGCAGCAUUUAUUACUACCUAAAUGAUAUAAAUCUCUUUUAUUUCAAUUCUGCAUUAUGUUUAAUUUUGAGACAGGUUCGAAGUGUGUUAUUGUUAUAAUGUUGACUUUAUACAGUUCCUGUGAACUGUUUUUUUAUGGAUGUUGAGACACAUGCAUGUUCCUUUUGUUUUUAUGUAACAAACCCGGAAAUAUUAAAAUAACAUUAAUAAUAUUUAUUUUGACCAAUUAUAUUGUAUAUUAUUAUAUAUAUACUUUACAUACUCUUGGCAUCCGAAAAGUUUUUUCUUUUCUGUGGUGACUGGGCAGGUCAAUCCAUCAUAGAUAAAACUCCAGACAACUGUUUACUCUCUAAAUAACACUUAAGAGGUUGGACAUAUGCUUUGGCUCCUUGUCUUGUUGUAUGGUGAAGUCAGUUCCAAUCAUUCCAGAUGGGAUUGGAUGGUGUUGAAGUAUGGAUUGGUAGCCAUGUUGAUUCCUUCCACCCGGAAUAAGUCUUUACGCUUCCACCUCUAUGUUCUUCUGUUAGAGCCAAAAACGUCUGUCCACAGAACCUUCUUCCACUUAUUGACUGUCAAAUUAUUGUGAGUUUUUGCCUUUUACUUAACUUGUUGCAUAGAAACAAAAGGAACAUUCAUGCAUCUUAAAUCCCAUAAAAGACUCCACACUUUUGACAGACACUGUUGUAAGCAGCUUUCAAGGCAAAUGUGCAAGGAAAAAGAUUAAAUAAGCGAUGGCCUGUUUUGGCUUGCAUAGUGUGUGAGCAGAAAAAAAAAUCACCUUGACUCUAUAUACAGGACCACAACUGGGCUAAGUGCAAGAAAUGCAAGCUUUAACGUAAAAAAACAAAACAAAAAAAGAUACGAAAUGAAAUGAAGAAAAUACCUGUAUAAUUAGUGAUAAUAAUUAUUUUAUUUGUUCUUUAUGAAAGAAACUUGUAUAUUUCAUGAUAAAAAAUGAUUUGUUUUUUUUUAACAACAGACUUCUGCAGAAAACAACACAAAACAAGGCAUGUUAAUGACGCAUUAUUAGAAUGGCUAGACUGUGACCUGGGCUGUGUUAUGACAUUUUAUUUUUGAAAAAAAAAAGCGAUAUUCUUUUGUUUUUUUGUUCAUUUAUUUGCACCAUGUUUAUGUACUCCGAAGCAUGCUGAGCAGAAAAACUAUAGCACCAUGCAGAUAUGGGAUUAUGGGACCUGUGCUGAUUAUGGCUCUGGUAUUGCAGCAAUAAUACAUAUAUUACAAAUAAGAAAUUAUAAGAAAAAAUAUAUAAUGAAUAUAUGUCGAAAAAAUAAAAGAAAUAAAUUCCCUCCAUUUUGAUGAUGCAUGCAUGUGUGUGUAUGCGUAAAUGAUUGUAUGCAUGUGAAAGAAUGGUGUUUCCUGAGCUGUCAGAUUAUUUAAAGGUUGACAAAGUGUGAUGUCUAGACAACUGGGUCAGAGCAUCUCCAAACCUGCAGCUCUUGUGGACU
This is a messenger RNA of Silurus meridionalis, 4490 nucleotides long. It is a transcript of the gene gjd1a, whose product is annotated as gap junction protein delta 1a. Gene Ontology annotation, biological process: cell communication. The transcript has 2 exons. The coding region runs from base 767 to 1663 and encodes 298 amino acids. NCBI's taxonomy places the organism in Eukaryota, Metazoa, Chordata, Actinopteri, Siluriformes, Siluridae. Gene Ontology annotation, cellular component: connexin complex. The record is from RefSeq and is a predicted model, not a curated record.